AUGAUUCUAAGGAGGCUGGGGUGUAGAAGACGUCGCUUUCAAAGCGCCCUUGAUGAAAUAGUACAGGUGGUGCAAGGGGAAUUAAGGGGAAGCGGUAGUCUUCUUGGGUACAGAGCAAUGCACCAGAGACUCGUGAAUCAUUACGGACUUGUUACUACGAGAGACGUUGUUCGGCAUAUAUUGAAGGUCUUUGACCCUGAAGGAGUGGAACACCGAUCAAGGUAUAGACUUCGAAGAAGGGUCUAUAGACGGUUAUGACAAAUUGAAACCUUUCAAUAGAAGAAUUUUAUGGCUUGAGGUAGCAUCUUCAAAUAACGACCCCAAAAUAGUAGCCCAGUAUUACCUUGACUGUGUUAGGCAGUUAGGAGCUACUGUACGCAUUAUUCUGGGAGACAGGGGAACUGAGAUGGUGAACCUUGCAGCUAUUCAAAGAUUCUUUGGCAGGUCCUCUGAGGAUGAUUUUUCGAGAGAAUGGAGUUCAUUUACGGAAAAUCAACUUCAAAUCAAAGAAUAG
Porites evermanni is the source of this 514-nucleotide messenger RNA. The record is from the annotation of a GenBank genome assembly. Lineage: Eukaryota; Metazoa; Cnidaria; Anthozoa; Scleractinia; Poritidae.